This is a messenger RNA of Myxozyma melibiosi, 825 nucleotides long. Its product is annotated as carbon-nitrogen hydrolase. The transcript has 7 exons. Gene Ontology annotation, molecular function: hydrolase activity, acting on carbon-nitrogen (but not peptide) bonds, in linear amides. The coding region runs from base 1 to 825 and encodes 274 amino acids. The record is from RefSeq and is a predicted model, not a curated record. Lineage: Eukaryota; Fungi; Ascomycota; Lipomycetes; Lipomycetales; Lipomycetaceae.
AUGACGUUAGCGGCUGCAGGACAGUUUUGCGCGACAGCCUCGGUGGCGGCAAAUCUGGAGUCGGUAAAGAUAUUGAUUAGGAAGGCGGUGGAUGCGGGAGCAAAGGUUUUAUUUCUACCCGAAGCGUCAGACUACAUCGCCGGCUCACCAGCAGAGACAGUAGCACUUGCCAGGUCAGCUGAUAAAUCCGAGUUUGUGCUCGGAAUCCAAGACGAGCUGAAAAAAUUGGAGAAGCCUCUCGAAGUGAGCGUUGGAAUUCACGAGAGUGUGGAGGGCGAGGAGCGAUGCAAGAAUACGCUUCUAUGGAUCGAUUCAAAAGGGGAGAUCACACAGCGGUAUCAGAAAUUGCAUCUAUUCGACGUGAGCAUGAAGUCCGUACAACCGGGAAACGAAGUUCUUCCGCCUUUCGAUACGCCUAUUGGAAAGAUGGGAUAUGCUAUAUGCUACGACAUUCGCUUCCCAGAACACGCGUUAAGACUGCGCACGCUGGGCGCUCAAAUCAUUACGUAUCCCUCCGCAUUUACAGUCAGAACGGGCCAAGCUCACUGGGAACUCUUGGGACGGGCUAGAGCUGUUGAUACGCAAACGUAUGUGGUGAUGGCGGCUCAGGUUGGAGCGCAUGAUUCGGAGGGGAAGAGAAGGAGCUGGGGGCAUGCGAUGAUCAUUGACCCCUGGGGAUCAGUGCUGGCACAAUGCCCAGAUACAGAUUCCGUCCCUCGAAUCUGCGUAGCAGAUAUCGAUCUGGAUGUCAUUGAAAAGGUGCGGACUGAUAUGCCUCUGUGGCAGCAGCGACGAGGGGCGAGUAUUUAUGGGAGCGACGUUUGA